Molecule: messenger RNA, 3423 nt
Organism: Quercus robur (English oak)
Lineage: Eukaryota; Viridiplantae; Streptophyta; Magnoliopsida; Fagales; Fagaceae
Product: long-chain-alcohol oxidase FAO1
Exons: 3
Coding region: 890-3205 (771 amino acids)
Molecular function (GO): flavin adenine dinucleotide binding; long-chain-alcohol oxidase activity
Source: RefSeq, a predicted model, not a curated record
AAUAAAAAUAAAAACAAAAACCAAAUCAACCACUGCCGUCUAUCACCCACACAUCCCAACACCACCGGCCAUUACCCCCACAAUCCUCCACCACUAUACCAUAAGAACCCACCACCUGAGACAUCAAAACCACCACAAAAUCCAUCCCAAGACCAAAACACAAACACCAUCAGACAAACAAGAAGGAAAAAAAGAAAAAAAGAAAAGAAAAAGAGAAAUAAAUAGAAGAGAGAAAGGCCGGCGGCCACUGGUGGUGGCUUCUCCGGUGUGCACAGGAGAGGGACACCACCACAAAAGCCAUCAAUCCCAGCCCCACACCGUUUGAAACGCCGAUCUCAAACCCAAAUAAAAAAAGCUUUCCACAAGUGUGAAAGAAGAGGGAAGAAUUAAAAAGCCGAUCUCAACCCAGAGAGAAGAGAGGAGAAAUAAAGAAAAAGAAAAGAAAAGAGAGAUGGCCAGCCUCUGUGAUUGUACGUGUGAGCGAAGAGAGAAGAAAGAGAAAAGAAAAAAAAAAAAAAAAAGGGGCAGGAGAGAGAACAGAGAAUAAAAAAUAGUUUUUUAAUUUUGCAACAUUCUACCGUACGAUUCUAGAUUCUAUCUAUAGAAUCGUACUGUAGCAGAGGUUGCAAAAAUGCUAAAAUUCUUAGCAUUUGAAAUACCUUGUGAAUUUUGUUUUUUUGGAGUUUAGUGUAUCAAAUGCUAAAAAUUUAACAUUUAACACACAUGAUGAGAAUGCGGAUUAAGAUAGGAUUAAUUUGAAAAGUAAAAAAAAGGGUUCAUGUUUAGAUAUUACUAAUCAAAAUUCAAAGCAUUAAUUUGUUCAGAAAAAAAUAAGCAUUUAUUUUUCGGUUAUAACAAAGUCACCUAUAAACUCCCUUAAAUAGAGCACAUGCAGGUUCUAUUUCAAAGGAGAGAGACACGGAAGACACGAGAGAGAGAGAGAGAGAGAGAGAGAGAGAUGAAGAGAGAGAGCCAUCCUUUGUUGAGGGGAGGGAGAAGAGGAGAGGGUAAAUACAGUCAUGGGUGGACGGCGACUGAGAUGCAAUCACUGGCUAGCAUUUGUGAGGCUUUAUUACCUCCUUUGACAUUCAAUUCUUUGGAGGGGAAGAAUGACCAACCUUCCGAGGCUGUGCAGUCCUUCUACAAAGCUUCUGGGUCUCAAUUUCCAUUUCCUGAUGAGGCUGCAGAGCUUAUCGGGAAAAGGGCAGUAAAAGAAGCUGUGAUAUUAGUUAGAGUGAUUUUAGGGGCGCUGGGUACUAGGUUGGGUACUUUAUUGCUUUGUGGACCUCUUUGUCUAAGCAAUAAAUGGCCCUUCGUCUUCAACUUUUCUAGCUUAUCCUUGGAGAAGAGAGAGAACAUUUUGCAGUGGUGGUUUAGGCAUAGAUUUUUGACACCGAUCAGAGCUGCAGUUCUUUACAUCAAAGCCUUGUCCCUCUACAAUUUCUUCACUCGGGUGAAUGAAAAUGAUGAAAACCCAGCAUGGGAAGCCAUUGGAUAUCAUGUUGACACUGAUAAGGAGCCAUUUGAAGUCCCUCAAAAAAGGCCCCUUGACAAAGGAAUGGUAGAAACUAUGAGAGAAACUGACUCAACCCUUGUGCAAUCUCUUGCCCAGAGAGGUAUCAGAGCUGAAUUAGACCCCAAGCAGAACCUCUUCAAAAUCGAAUGUGAUGUUGUAGUUGUUGGUUCUGGAUGUGGAGGAGGAGUUGCAGCUGCUGUGCUUGCAUGUUCAGGACACAAGGUCAUUGUUCUUGAGAAAGGGAACUAUUUCACUGCUUCUGAUUAUUCUUCUCUAGAAGGCCCCUCCUUUGAGCAACUAUAUGAAGCAGGGGGACUCCUUGCAUCUACUGAUGGGGGAGUCUUUGUUAAGGCAGGUUCAACGGUAGGUGGGGGGUCUGCUGUUAACUGGUCAGCAUGCAUCAAAACACCUAAUACAGUGCUUCGGGAAUGGGCCGAGGACUGCAAAAUCCCAUUUUUUGGGAGCCCUGAAUAUCUCUCUGCUAUGGAUAUUGUGUGUGAGAGAAUUGGUGUAACUGAGACUUGUGUGGAGGAGGGGUUCCAAAAUCAAGUACUUCGAAAAGGGUGUGAGAAUUUAGGCCUUAGAGUUGACUAUGUGCCACGAAAUUCCUCGGAGAAUCAUUAUUGUGGGUCUUGUGGCUAUGGCUGUAGAGAAGGAGAGAAGAAAGGGAGUGAUGCUACAUGGCUCGUGGAUGCUGUGGAUCAUGGUGCAGUGAUCUUAACAGGAUGUAAAGCUGAGAGAUUCAAAUUGGAAGAGAACAAGAGUGGAAGCAAAAGAACAAAGAGAUGCCUGGGAGUGAUAGCAAAGACUUUGAGUAACAACAUCACAAGGAGAGUAGAGAUUAAGGCCAAAGUAACAAUCUCGGCAUGUGGGGCUCUUUUAACACCCCCUAUAAUGAUCUCAAGUGGAUUGAAGAACCAAAACAUUGGUCGCUACCUUCAUCUCCACCCUGUUGCUAUGGCCUGGGGAUACUUUCCAGAAUCAAAUACAGACCUCAAGGGGAAAAGCUAUGAGGGUGGAAUAAUCACAUCGGUCCAUAAUGUGGUCGGGGGAGACUCAAAGGUGAGAGCCAUCAUAGAAACUCCAUCACUAGGGCCGGGAUCAUUUUCUGGAUUAUGUCCUUGGGAAUCUGGACUAGACUUCAAGAGAAGAAUGGUUAAUUAUGCAAGAACUUCUAAUUUGAUUGCAAUAGUUAGGGACUCAGGAUCUGGAGAAGUUAAGGUAGAGGGAAGGAUAAACUACAAGUUAGAUACAUCAGACAGAGAAAACCUCAGGGUUGGGUUAAGGCAGGCAUUAAGAAUUUUGGUAGCAGCCGGUGCUGUUGAGGUGGGCACCCAGCGUAGUGAUGGGCAGAGAUUAAAAUGCAAAGGAGUUAGUGAAAAGGAAGUGGAGGAGUUUUUGGAGAUGGUUUCUGUAGUGGAAGGGCCAUUGUCGUUGGUAGAGAAUUGGACAACACUCACCUCUGCCCAUCAGAUGGGUAGCUGUAGGAUGGGGGCUGAUGACAAAGAAGGUGCGGUUGAUUCUAAUGGGGAAAGUUGGGAAGCAGAGGGCCUAUUCGUUUGUGAUGCUAGUGUUCUGCCAAGUGCUGUUGGUGUCAAUCCCAUGAUCACCAUUCAAUCCACUGCUUACUGCAUUUCAAAGAGAAUAGCUGAGUCCUUUGAAAGGGUAACAUUCUCUAAAGCUUCCUGAUUCCCCUUAUCCUUCUUUAACCAUGCAAACAUCUACAUGUGCACUCAUACGUACACAAUAAUACAUACACCCACAUUGGAAAUGUUGUUUUGGAUUGAAUCAUCUGUUAAAUAAGGAUAUGUUAUAAACAUUAGAUUCAGUAUGCAAUAAGUAUGUAACUUCCUAUGUCUGUCAAUGAUUAGAUGCAUAUAUUGUAUUGUUUUCUCAAUUUUAAGUCA